Messenger RNA from Daucus carota subsp. sativus, 2471 nucleotides. RefSeq names its product ATP-dependent DNA helicase Q-like 2. The coding region runs from base 46 to 2178 and encodes 710 amino acids. NCBI's taxonomy places the organism in Eukaryota, Viridiplantae, Streptophyta, Magnoliopsida, Apiales, Apiaceae. Gene Ontology annotation, molecular function: 3'-5' DNA helicase activity; four-way junction helicase activity; ATP binding. The transcript has 20 exons. The record is from RefSeq and is a predicted model, not a curated record. Gene Ontology annotation, cellular component: mediator complex; cytoplasm; chromosome. Gene Ontology annotation, biological process: double-strand break repair via homologous recombination.
UCAAAACAUUUUAUUAAUCAAAAGCUCAAGGGCUUGAAAAUACAAAUGGUAGACACCGAAGAAAUUUUACAAGAGCUUCUGACCGUUGAGGCCGAGCUUCAAGACGUUCAAGACCAGAUAAAGGUCUUUUUGGAUCGGCAAGAGAAGUUGUAUGAUAGAAAGUCUGAACUGAAAGCGUUGCUUGAAAGCUGUGAAGUAUCGGCAUGCGAAAUUAAGGAUGCCGCAACUGGGACUUCAGAGAACUGGUCUGGGGAAUUUGAAUGGGAUUCUCGAGCAAAUGAUGUUCGGUUGAAUGUAUUUGGGAUAACUUCUUACCGUGCAAAUCAGCGAGAGAUAAUAAAUGCAAUCAUGAGUGGAAGGGACGUUUUGGUAAUCAUGGCUGCUGGUGGCGGUAAGAGCCUUUGUUACCAACUUCCUGCUAUCAUGCGUGAUGGAGUUGCUCUUAUUGUCAGUCCUUUGCUUUCUCUUAUUCAAGACCAGGUAAUGGGUUUGGCUGCUUUAGGCAUCCCAGCAUACAUGUUAACCUCAACAACCAGUAAAGACAAUGAAAAAUUUAUAUACAAGGCUCUUGAGAAGGGUGAAGGAGAGCUUAAAAUACUGUAUGUCACGCCAGAAAAGAUUUCAAAGAGCAAGAGAUUUAUGUCAAAACUCGAAAAGUGUUACAAUGCUGGCCGUCUCUCUCUGAUUUCUAUCGACGAGGCACACUGUUGUAGUCAGUGGGGACAUGAUUUUCGUCCAGAUUACAAGAAUCUUGGUAUUUUGAAGACACAAUUUCCUAGCAUUCCUUUGAUUGCUUUGACAGCUACGGCAACGAAGAAAGUCCAACUAGAUCUGAUGGAGAUGCUUCGCAUACCAAAAUGUGUGAAAUUUGUUAGCACUGUGAAUAGGCCAAAUCUUUUCUAUAUGGUACGAGAAAAGCCAUCUGUUGGAAAAAUGGUUAUUGAUGAAAUUGCCGAGUUCAUACAACAUUCGUAUUCAGACAAUGAAUCGGGGAUAGUUUAUUGCUUCUCUCGAAAAGAGUGUGAACAGGUUGCAAUGGAGCUACGUGGGAAAGGAAUAUCUGCUGAUUAUUAUCAUGCAGAUAUGGAAGCAAACUCUCGUGAGAAGGUUCAUAUGAGGUGGAGCAGUGGCAAGUUGCAGGUGAUUGUUGGUACGGUAGCCUUUGGAAUGGGAAUUAACAAACCAGAUGUCAGGUUUGUCAUCCAUCACACGCUCAGCAAAUCAAUGGAGACAUACUACCAGGAAAGUGGCCGAGCCGGACGAGAUGGGCUUCCUUCAGAAUGUCUACUGUACUUUAGGCCAGCCGAUGCUCAGAGGCAGAGCUCGAUGGUCUUCUAUGAGAAUUGUGGUUUGGAGAAUCUUUAUGGCAUAGUUCGUUAUUGUCAGAGUAAAACAGAAUGCCGCCGAAGUGCUUUUUUCGGGCAUUUUGCGGAGCCCUUGCAAGAUUGUAAUGAAAUGUGCGACAACUGUUCCUUUUCAAACGAAGUCAAGGAAACAGAUGUAUCUGGCCAUGCAAAAGUUAUGGUAUCCUUGCUACAAGAUAUUCAAGAAAAUGACCAGAGAGUGACAAUGUUACAACUAGUGGAUAAGAUGAAAGUUAAGAACAAGGGAGCAGAUCCCGAGCUAAAGAAGGAUGAAUUAGAGCAACUCGUGGUUCAGCUUAUACUAGAUUGUGUAUUGAAAGAGGAAUUUCAGCAUACAGCUUAUACUACAAAUGCAUAUGUGACAGUAGGGCCACUUGCAAAACAAGUACUACAAGGGAAGAAGAUUGUUAAGAUUGUAAGUAGGUUACAAAAGAAUAGCAAGGAGCUGGUGAAAGCAUCCAAGCGUAACAGGUCUUCAGAAUUAGAACUUAAGCUUGACGAAUUGCGGAAAGAACUAUCUGCUGUUCAAGGAGGAAUAUUUCCUCAUUCUGUAUUAUCUACUCCGCAGAUCAGCAGACUGAGCUCUCAAAGACCUAUAACUAUGAAAGAGUUGGAAAACAUUAUUGGAAAGCUAAAGACUGAAAAAUACGGGAGUAAGAUAUUAGAAGAAAUCAAGAGAUACGAGUCUGAGAACCAGAAGCUGGAUCAGUUUGCAGAUUGUUCAUUGAGCAAGGAGCAUAGAAGGAACCAUGCUAAGAAGCUAAAAUCUGCCAAGAAUCUCGUCGUCGUCAAAAGUAGUGAAGAUGAGGGAUGAUAGGAAUACCGGUUUCUGUGUAUGGCACCUUUCUGUACCCUACCAAUUAGUUGAAAUGAAGUUUUAUUUUCUCUGUUUCCACCUUAUAUGGCCCAGUACUAUAUAUAUAUAUAUAUUUUUGAUCUCAUUGAUAUAACUGGAGCCUGAAAUCAGACUAUAAAAGUCUGUUUGUAUUUCAUCUAAUGAUAGUUUGCUUUAGAGAAUUACAAGCUGAAGAAGUAGUUCACAAAAUCCAUGUAGGCAACAUCUCAUCCUUAUUAAUUUAGAUAUCGAACAUGAGGAUUCCUCAUGAA